Sphenostylis stenocarpa is the source of this 1722-nucleotide messenger RNA. NCBI's taxonomy places the organism in Eukaryota, Viridiplantae, Streptophyta, Magnoliopsida, Fabales, Fabaceae. The record is from the annotation of a GenBank genome assembly.
AUGAAUAUCUUUCCAGAUGAGGUGAUUGAGCAAAUAUUUGGCUAUGUAACUUCACAAAGAGACAGGAAUGCCUUGUCUCUGGUGUGCAAGAACUGGCACAAGUUAGAGAGAUGCAGUAGGAAGAGUGUGCUCAUAGGGAACUGUUACUCUAUAAGUCCUGAAAGAGUGAUAGAGAGGUUUCCUGAGCUAAAGUCCUUAACUUUAAAGGGAAAGCCUCAUUUUGCUGAUUUUAAUUUGGUUCCUCACGGUUGGGGUGGUUUUGUGUAUCCUUGGAUUGAAGCACUGGCCAAGACCAAGGUUGAUUUGGAGAAGCUGAAGCUGAAGAGGAUGGUGGUCACGGACGAGGGCUUGGAGCUACUUGCCCGUUCUUUCAUGAAUUUCAAGUCUCUGGUUCUUCUUAGUUGUGAAGGGUUCACCACCACUGGCCUCGCAGCUAUAGCUGCAAAUUGUAGGUUCCUUAGGGAGCUGGAUUUGCAGGAAAAUGAAGUUGAUGACCACAAAGGCCAGUGGCUAAGCUGCUUUCCAGAUUGCUGUACAUCACUUGUCUCUCUGAAUUUUGCUUGCCUUAAGGGAGAGAUUAAUCUUGGGGCACUUGAGAGACUUGUGGCCAGAUCUCCUAACCUUAAAAGCUUAAGGUUAAACCAUACCGUACCCCUCAGUGCGCUCCAAAGGAUAUUGAUGCAAGCACCUCAGUUAGUGGACUUGGGUAUUGGGUCAUUUAUCCACGAUCCACAUUCUGAAGUCUACACUAGGCUAAAGAACACCAUCAUAAAGUGCAAGUCAAUGACCAGUUUGUCAGGAUUUUUUGAGGUUCUUCCUGGCUGCCUUAGAGCUAUAUAUCCUGUUUGCAUGAACUUAACAGCCUUGAACCUGAGCUAUGCAGCAGGGAUUCAUUGCAGAGAGCUAAUAAAACUAAUUCGUCGAUGUGGGAAACUUCAGCGUUUAUGGAUAAUGGAUUGCAUUGGAGACUAUGGACUAGGUGUUGUGGCUUCCACAUGCAAAGAUUUGCAAGAACUGCGGGUUUUUCCAUCUGUCCUUAUUGGUUUAAAUGGCCCUGCUGGAGUCUCAGAGAAAGGACUUGUUGCAAUCUCUAUGGGUUGCACUAAGCUUCACUCAUUGCUCUACUUCUGCCAGCAGAUGACAAACGCUGCCCUCAUAACUGUGGCUAAAAACUGCCCAAAUUGCAUCCGUUUUCGGUUGUGUAUUCUUGAUCCAACAAAACCUGACCCUGAUACACUGCAGCCACUCGACGAAGGUUUUGGUGCAAUAGUGCAGUCUUGCAAGCAACUGCGGCGGUUGUCACUCUCUGGCCAGUUGACUGAUCGAGUUUUCCUUUACAUUGGGGUGUAUGCUGAGCAGCUUGAGAUGCUGUCAAUUGCAUUUGCUGGACAAAGUGACAAGGGAAUGAUGUAUGUGUUGAAUGGAUGCAAGAAACUACGCAAGCUUGAGAUAAGAGAUAGCCCUUUCGGGGACCCUGCGCUUCUAACGGACAUGGGAAAGUAUGAAACUAUGCGAUCGUUGUGGAUGUCGUCCUGUGAUGUCACCAUUGGAGCCUGCAAGGCACUAGCUGAGAAGAUGCGAAGACUAAAUGUGGAGAUCUUUAAUGAAAAUGAGAAGGUAGAUUGUAGUGUUGAUGGUGGCCAGAAAGUACAGAAGAUGUACUUGUAUAGAACAUUGGCUGGGAGAAGGAAUGAUGCACCAGAACAUGUAUGGAUUCUAUAG